GAAGGGUUUCCUUGAAUCCCCACUCAUCCUCAAAUAAAUACUCUCAAUGGCCUCCAUGUAUCCCUUCCCUUCCCAGCCCAACACACAGCUCUCUUACUCAGAUUCAACACACACACAAACACACGCUUACACACGCAUCAUCUGUUUUUUGCUCUAACAUCUCAAUCUUCUCCCUGUAAAUUUUAGAAGAAGAAAAAGAGAGAAAUAAAGAUGCAAUCCAGUAACGGUUCUGAUCCGCAACAACCACAGAAUCAACAGCAGCCGGCUGCGGCGGCGCCGCCACCAACACAGCCACCACAGCAGCAGCAACAGCAACAGCAACAGUGGGUGGCGAUGCAGUAUCCGGCGGCGAUGGUAAUGCACCCCCAGAUGAUUCCGCCGCAUUACCCGCCACAUUACAUGCCGUACCACGCCCACCACCAUCACUACCAACCCCAGCAGCAUCAACAACAACACCAGCAAUCCAACGGCGAGAAUAAGACGAUCUGGGUAGGCGACCUCCACAAUUGGAUGGACGAGGACUACCUCCACAGCUGCUUCGCUUCCACCGGCGAGCUUACUUCCAUUAAGCUUAUUCGCAAUAAACUAACUGGUUCGUCAGAGGGCUAUGGAUUUGUGGAGUUCUUUUCACAUGCUGCAGCUGAGAAAGUUCUACAGAACUAUACUGGCUGUGUGAUGCCUAAUGCAGAACAACCUUUCCGUCUGAACUGGGCUACUUUUGGCAUGGGUGAUAAGCGUUCAAAUAAUGGUUCUGAUUUUUCUAUAUUCGUAGGAGAUUUAGCUUCAGAUGUUAUUGAUAGCUUACUGCAUGAAACUUUUGCUAGUAAAUAUCCAUCUGUUAAAGCUGCUAAAGUUGUCAUUGAUGCCAAUACUGGCCGUUCAAAAGGUUAUGGAUUUGUGAGGUUUGGAGAUGAGAAUGAAUGGUCACAGGCCAUGACUGAAAUGAAUGGCGUAUAUUGUUCAAGCAGGCCCAUGCGUAUUGGUGCUGCGACACCGAGGAAAUCGUCUGUACAUCAACAACAAUAUUCUUCUCAUGGUAGAGAUGUUUCAAAAGGUGCUUCAGCCCAAGGCUCCCAAUCUGAUGUUGAUUCUACAAACACAACAAUUUUUGUUGGAGGGCUUGAUCCCAGUGUCGCAGACGAAGAUCUCAGGCAGCCUUUCUCCCAAUAUGGUGAUAUAGUUUCUGUAAAAAUACCACUUGGGAAAGGAUGCGGGUUUGUACAAUUUGCUAACAGAAAUAAUGCUGAGGAAGCAAUGCAGAAAUUGAAUGGUACUGUAAUCGGUAAGCAAAUAGUGCGGCUUUCUUGGGGACGAAAUCCAGCAAAUAAGCAGUUGAGAUCUGAUUUUGGUAACCAGUGGAGCAGCGCAUAUUAUGGAGGGCAGAUUUAUGAUGGUUAUGGAUAUGCUUUGCCACCACCUCAUUACCCAGGCAUGUACGCUGCACCUGCUGUUUCAUAUGGGGCUUAUCCUGUGUACGGCACCCACCAACAGCAAGUAAGCUGAAAGGCUGCCCAAGCAAACACAUUUAGUCCUAGUGAUUGGAAACGCGCUUAGAAUGGGCCUAUCUUCUUUGUUUCCUGUAGUUUGCUUGAUUCUGUAGAACCCCUCCAAAGUGGAGUGGAACCGAAUUUUGACUCUAUGAGGCAGUUUUAGGAUUUUAUUAAGCAUUGUGUACAAGUGCGGGAUUUAACGUGAAACUUCUUAAUUUAAAUAAAUGGUGUGGUAUGCUUCUUAAAUCAGAAA
Cornus florida is the source of this 1743-nucleotide messenger RNA. RefSeq names its product polyadenylate-binding protein RBP47-like. The coding region runs from base 211 to 1503 and encodes 430 amino acids. Lineage: Eukaryota; Viridiplantae; Streptophyta; Magnoliopsida; Cornales; Cornaceae. Gene Ontology annotation, cellular component: cytosol. The transcript has 6 exons. The record is from RefSeq and is a predicted model, not a curated record. Gene Ontology annotation, molecular function: mRNA binding.